GCAAAAGGCUCGCGCUUCCCUCCAAUUUCGCUCCGCGAAGACGAAAAAUAUACUCAUAGUCGCAGCGUCCCGGGCGGCGCGUGGCGUCCGACAACAACACACGCGGAGUGCCGUCGCGGACGCCGCUCGAGGAGCCAGGGAGCGCCCCGCGUACCGCGCUGCAGUAGCACUCGCCGCUCGAGGUUCUCCGAAGCAUCAUUUUUCGAGGGCAGACAUAGUCGACCGGGUGCGGCGUUCGGUCUGCGCGUGGAGCCGCAGAAGUCCAGGACCAGCCUGACGUCGAGGACACGCCUGCAGGUCCAGGACCCGCUCCACCCACCCACGCACACCACAUCACACGGGACAUGUCCGUGCUGGGAGCCACGGGGCUGCUCAUGGCAGCCCUGAUCCUGGCCGCCAUUCAGCACCUGUCAGCGCAGGGGCCCCGGCGCGCCGUCCGCCCGCUGCGUCGCUACAACGUGGUGGUGGCCGAGCCGCAGCCACACUUCAGGAGGCCCGCGCUCCGCAAAGCGUUCAACAGGGCCGCUCAGCAGCAGGCCUACGAGGCCCAGCAGCAACAGCAACAGCAACUCACGUUUCGGACGCAGCAGCCCGAGCCUCCACCCCAGCCCCAGGUGCAGCAGCUGGGGCCGCCAUCACGACCGCCACCACCGCCACCGCAGCUGCAGGCGCGGACGUUCGAGGUGCAGCAGCCCGAUCUAGAGCCGCCCCGGCAGCAACAGCCACAACAGCCUCAGCGACAACAACAACAGCAGCAGCCUCAGCGACAACAGCAGCCCCAACUGCAGAGGGGCUUAUCCUCUAUCACGUUCUACGUGUUCACCAGGAACUUCGUGCAGCCGGGCAUCCUCCAGGUCGGCGAUGAUAACAGCCUCCAGGCGUCCGGGUUCAAUGCGAGGAGGCCAACCAAAGUGCUGAUCCACGGCUUCGGCAGCAAUGUCAAUAGAACCAUGAUGACCACCAUCAAGGACGCUUACCUGUAUGCCAUGGACGUGAACGUUGUCUCGGUGGACUGGUCCCCGCUGUCGGCCGUGCCCUGGUACCCGACCGCACGCUCCAACGUGGACGUGGUGGGUGUCCAGCUGGCCGCGCUGCUGGACUGGCUCGCGACGCGCGGCGCCCUGCCGGAAUCGAUGCACCUCGUGGGGCACUCGCUGGGGGCCCACGUCGCCGGUGUGGCGGGCGCCAAUAUUCGCGCCGGCAAGGUCAACAGGAUCUCUGGGCUGGACCCCGCUCGGCCUGGGUUCCGCGAUGUGGAUUUGCAGCGACGCCUGGACUCCGGCGACGCUUUCCUGGUCGACGUCAUCCACACGACGGCUGGCUUCCUGGGCCUGGAGGAGCCCGUCGGACACAUCGACUUCUACCCAAACGGUGGCACGAUGAGCCAGCCAGGGUGCCUGCCUGACCUCGCAGGUAUAUGCAGCCACGAAAAGGCCUUCAGGAUCUUCCGGGACUCCAUCAGCGACGUGAACUUCUCGGCCGUGGGCUGCGACUCGGCCCGAGACGCUAUGCAGGGACGCUGCAGCGGCCGCGUGGGUGCAAUGGGCGAGCGAUGUGACACCACGCAGCCGGGGAUCUACUACGCCGCCACGCGCUAGGACCGGCCCCGGACCGGCCGGCAGGUCGUCCAGGUCGUCCAGUGUAGUGCCCCCGCGCACAGCGCAGUGCGUGGCGGGAGAGUUUGAAAUUAGCGUUCUUCUACUCAUUACCAUAACAUCACGAAAAAGGGUCGGAGAGGAGAGAACGAGGAAUAUGAUUCUGCAAAGAAUAUGGGCAAUUUAAUGCCGUACGUUGAAGUAGUGGGGUUAGGAAAGAAGGCUUUAAAGUUCUCACCGAAUCGUAGACCUUGUUCUUUCCUCUUCCAGAAAUUGUUUGGGUCGACCCACUUACAUAAUGGUUUUGAAUAGGGGAACGUUAAUGUCAAAGUGUCCCCUCCUCUCGCACGCUGUGCGUCCACAUGCGAACGCAAGUUCCACGGAUUCCCUGCUGAUUCGCACUAAACUGGACGACGUCAAGGACAGUCUGCCUCGGCCACGGCCCAUGAGAAGGACAGUCGUGCGAGCUCCACGCAUCGGCUCCAAGUCGGCUCCAAGUCGGCUCCACUUUAGCUUCAAGUCGGCUCCAAGACAGCUCGCUUCAGCUCCACGUCUGCUUCGCGUCAGCUCCGUGCCAGCUAACUUUAUGCUGUUGCCGCCGCGCCACUCCCCAUUUUCGCAGUUAAAAACUGUCAUAUGUGAUGUAUACAUUUUAAAAGUGUAGAGAGCUACUACCAAUGUCAGGUUCACGUAUCAGCCGCGUCCUGACGUGUCCUCUCGGUCGAAACAUCAUCGAUAAUGGUCACUUUGAGGCAUCAAUUUCCCGAAGUCCAAAAUAACAUCCUUUGGCCCGGGCGAAAACGGUCUUUCCAAGCAGGGUAUAUUUUAGGCGUGGCGCCGGCGCUGGAAACCGCGGACCGGCGGCGCAAGGAUGCGCUUCGGUGACAUUUUCAGCGCGUCAGUCCCGACUCGCCAGUAUCUUCGCAGAAACGUUCGCACGAUACGGGCGCUUAUUUCCGAUCACCGAUUAUUGAUGGGUUAAUUAUCGACGGAUGGGAAGGCGCGGCGUGGUUGCGCGCACCCUUUAGCGAUGUGACAGUACAAUUACAAACCGAGGAGCCUUCAGCGCUGAUAUUGUUGAGCACGCGCCCCGCGACCUUGGAGGCGCGAACAUCGGCUAGAGUAGUCGCUUGUGCGACUGCAUCAGCAACACAAAGUGACCCAGUGCUGAUAUUGAUAGCGAAGGAAAGAAAAACGUGAUUGAUGGAGAUGAUCGCCAGCAUUGCAAUGUAAUUGAUUUUGGCAAGACUCACGCGCGAGCCCCGCGUGCCACAACACGUGAGGGAUUAAGGUUUGAAAAUUGAGAAUUUCUAGAGUUGAAGAAAUGAAAUUGAAUUCUCAAAAUUUUCCUUGAUAAUUUACAUUAAUUGAAAAGACGGCGGCUAGCCUUUGGACAUGUUAUACUGCUCAUGUAUUUUUUGGCAUGAGUUCAUUUAAUUUGUAAAACAAAAAAGAAAGAUACAAAGCAACACAGUGAGCAGAGUAGUCGAAAAUGUUUUCGAAUUUCUUUAAAGUGCGAUAAUUCUGCAAACAUUGGUGCUGGAGCCUCGGCUGGAGCUGGUUUACUGUGUAAAUCGGCAACAGACGCAGUGACCACUUGUAACGCGGUGCGAAUCACCGGACGCCCUGGCCCGGCGACGGCGCGGAGUGUGGCACCGGCACGGACGCUGUGGCUUAAAUACUUGGUACCAUAAUUGAUCUCUUCCGCAAGUCAAACGACUGCUAUUCUUUUUGCGGAAACCAAUAUAAUAGGACGAUAACGUUGGGAUAGAAACUGCAUACUUUUAAAGAAAAUUCAAAAGUAACAGCAUGCUCUCGGCAUCGGCAUUUUUCUGCACACUGGAAAUGCAAGUGUGCGAAUGUCGCUCACCUGCAGGUGAGCGACGUUCCAUUCGUACACUUAAGGGGGUAAAGGUGUGAAUUUUUCCUAGAAAAUUCACACGUUUACCCCCCUAAGUGUACGAAUGGAAUGUCGCUCACCUACAGGUGAGCGACAUUCACACACUUGCAUUUCCAGUGCAAUUUCGCCGACAGCCACCGAAACAUAAUAACCAGCCAGCGAUCAUUGAAAUUCGACAAGUUCCAUCUUUGUGUUUCCAGUGGAGAAGCAGCGCGGAUAAAAUUAAUAUCCACUUACGUUUGAGUCAUGCUAGUUGACCUCGUGGUCAGACGACACAUGCCGUUCAAGUGGGUAGGUGUAAAGCUACGGCGUGUUAAAAGUACCCGCGCAGGCCGUGAAAAAGUAAUGCAGAUCCGACCGCCAACCUGUACUAGUUGCUCUGUUUCUUGUUGUUGGUUUUUCUUUGACAAGUCUAUAAUCUUUUGACGAGUAUCUUCUUACUUAAUAUCUGUCAUUACACACUGGUCAUUUUCGUCGAUUUGACUUGGCCCAUUUUUGGCACGUGAUUAUCAUUGACACCUUAUUUAAGGAUGAACACACCGAGAUGGGUUCUCUGUGCGAGAUCUAUCGUGUGUUUUUAUUUCGAGCCGCCUAACCACUCACUGCUGGUCGGCCAGCGGAUAAUGGCCACGCAGAGUGCACGCCAAAGUGAUGUACAAAGUGCUUUCGACUAUCAUCAUAUAGCUCAAUCCAAGCUCCUGGAAAAAACGAACCGCGUCUACUUCACAUUUGCACCAAUAAUAGGAAGUCGUUGGUGGAGAUUUUCUUAAGGUUUCUACAUACUCAAUCGUUAGAUGUAGAAGAGAACCUCGUAGCGAGGGGUCGUCAACAUCAACUGGCCGUGUAAGGCGUAAUAUUGGCAAUGUUUGUAAUAUCGGAGUAAUAUCGUAAUAUUUGUAGAAAUAUCAGUCAGUGUACCGAGGAAUAGAGUUGACGACCCCUCGCCUCAGAGGUUUUUUACGAAUCACUCACAGAGGGCGUUUAAAUGUCGUGUCGCGCACCCCACCAAGAUGUUUUUACUGCACCUUCCUAAGUACAAUAAAAUUAAUAACAUAAA
Frankliniella occidentalis (western flower thrips) is the source of this 4552-nucleotide messenger RNA. Its product is annotated as phospholipase A1 member A-like. The coding region runs from base 345 to 1598 and encodes 417 amino acids. Gene Ontology annotation, biological process: lipid metabolic process. NCBI's taxonomy places the organism in Eukaryota, Metazoa, Arthropoda, Insecta, Thysanoptera, Thripidae. The record is from RefSeq and is a predicted model, not a curated record. Gene Ontology annotation, molecular function: lipase activity. The transcript has 8 exons.